AUGAUUACAAGAUUUCUUAAUGAAUUUAAGAGUGAAUUUGAUCGUAAUAAUUUUUCCUUUUGGCAGUGUAGUUAUGAUGAAGAAUUACCAACGUAUGGAGUUCUUUAUAAAAGAGAAGUAAAUGGAAUUCCUGAGGAAUUAUGUCCGAGAUGUAAAAAAACGAACGAAAUAGAAGUUAGUGAUUUGAUUAAAGAGUCCAUUUACGAGUAUGAAACAAAGAUGAUAGACGAAAAGAAAUCAGAAGAGGCGGCAAUUGUAAGAGAUAUAAAUUUUGACUUUAUUAGAACUCCAUGUUUCGGCUUGGGAACCUUAAACGAAACGGUUCGUUUUCAACUUGGUAACUUCGGAACGGUACGGCUCGGAGCUUCGAAACAAAAUGUUGAAGCAUUUCUUUCAGUUUGGGAAAUUCGAAUGACGACUUUUGAAACGGUUCAAGCGGGAAACUUCAAACAGUAA
Rhizophagus irregularis DAOM 181602=DAOM 197198 is the source of this 456-nucleotide messenger RNA. NCBI's taxonomy places the organism in Eukaryota, Fungi, Glomeromycota, Glomeromycetes, Glomerales, Glomeraceae. The record is from RefSeq and is a predicted model, not a curated record.